AUGUUGGAUGAAUUAGUCGAAGCGAACGUAGAGGAAGUGGAGCAAGAGGGAGAUCUAUGCGAUUCCAAUGCAGUCCAAACUCGCAUUCAGCAGCUAAAGGAAAGAAUCGCGAAGUUAGAUGACUCAAGUCAAGUUCUCAAGCUGCUUGCAGAAGAACAGGCAGCCGAAAUCAAUGCAAAGGAAGUAUUACUUACCCGAAAAAGUGAGCAUGUCGACGAAUUGCUGGAGCAGAUUAAGAAACUAAACUUAAAAUUCGACCCAAAGUGUGUUGAGUCUCAAACUCCGGAACUGGAGAUGCAACAAUUAAAUGCUCACAUAAACGAGCUUCGUGAGCAAGUAAAACAAAAUGAAGAAGCUUUUUCAAUGGUGUGUGCAGCUCUGACUGCAAGAGAAAAACUAAUGAGUCAGAAAGAUGACGAAUUAUCUACAGCAAUAAUAAUAGAGAAGGAGCUUCGAAAGGAGGUGGGUCAACAACAGGCAAUCAUCCGUCGGCUUGAGAAGACUGUCGAGGAUUUGCAACCUCAAAAAGUAGACGCAUGCCUGUCGCCUCGAAGUUUUCGAGAAAAUCAGCUUAUUCGACUACGUGAUGAAGCAAUUGACGCCAAGACGCGCGAAGUGUGGUUGCUCUCGGGUCAAUACGAUAGACUACGCGUGCAGCUAGGUGAGCAAGAAUCAGCAUUAGAGAGACUGCAAAUUAAUGUCACUUCGAAGGAAAAUGAUUUGAUGCAACAACAACGCAAGAUCAAUCGUUUGGAAGCCGAAAUUGAGACUUUGCAGGCUGGGCUCAGUCAGGCUGAAGGAUGCGAGAAAGCAAUAAAUAUUGCGACAACACAAAAUGCCAAAUUACUGAAGACUUUGGAAGCUUCAGAAUUGGUGGUAGAUGAUUUAAAAUCACGACUUGAUGUAAAGGAACGGGAAUGUGAGCAGCUACGAACUUCACUUCGUGAAUAUACUAAGCGCUCGGCUGAGAGCGAAGUGGAAGUUCUUAAUAAAACUAUGCAAGCAGAGGGAAAGAUAUUAUUAGUGAAUGGUUUGCAGGAGAAAGCUCGCCGCGAGCGUGAAAUGAUGCAAAAGGAAUUAUUUGUGUCGAAUUCAAAUUAUCAGAUGGAGAUUGAAAAACUUCAGGGGGAACUUGUCAUGCGACGCAAUAAACAGUAUGAGCUUACACUUCAGUUGCAAAUUAUCGAAUCUCAACUUCAUGAGGCGAUUGUAUGUCGCGAAAGCGCUGAUGAGCAACUGUUGGCAUGCCAGUGCCAGAUACGAGAGUUUGAACGAGUGUUGCAAGACUCUUUUGAAUGGAAGAAAAAAAUUGAGAAGGAGAUGGCAUUGGAGAAGACAAAUGCUGCGAAACAAGUUGAAGAACAACGCAAGAUGUUGGCCACCGAGAAGCGUGAGCUCGCAAAAUUACAAAGACAACAUGAGGAAGUGAAGGAGCAGCUGGACAAACGAUUUGCACAGGAUAAGCAGCGAGAACUGCUAAUUCUAGACACAAAACAACUUUUGAGUGCGCAAGAAGCUCUCUCGUCGAAGAAAAAAGGUCGAAUAAAUGACAAUAACAAAGGGGUGGAGUUUGAGUCAGAGGCAAGAAUUGCAGUUAAGUUAAAAAAGGAUCGGUCGGAAAAUCAGCUCGAGGCACUUCGUCAGCAAACUGAAAGCAAUGUUCGAAAGUAUGCGGAUAAAAAGAGACAAAUUCAUGAAAAAAAACAACGCCUCAAGAAAGAGUUUUCAGACUUAUUGACAGAAUUUCGCGCGGUUCAAAGUGCAAAGUCAAAACUUGUAAGAAAAUACACGGAUGUACUUGGCAAAGCCACUUCGAAUUGCUUUUUGGGUAUCUUUGAUCUACGAAAAUGCUGGCUCGUUGAUGAUGACCUGCCGCCAAUAUUGAGCUUGUUAGGGAGUAAAGAGUAUGAACGACAGCUACAACGAGUUGAUCUGCGCUGUAAUCGUCUUACAAGCGAAGGAAUGGGUCGAAUUCUUGUACUAGUAAAAAAAAUGGUUUUGAAUCUCGCAUCUCAAACUACAAACAUGAUUCGAGAAGUUGAUUUACGUCGGAACUACGUUUCGCUCGAUGGCAUUCGUCUUAUAGCCAAAGGACUCGAGUCGCUUAUCCCAGACAAAAAUAAUACACGUAGGACCGGCGAAAUUGAAUUAAAAAGUGUCGCGGUGACCAAGGAUGGAAGGAUUGAAGUUUAUGCUGUUGGUUCUGUUAAUAGCAAUCGGUUUUUAAAACCAAUUUGUGAGAAUUUAGACAUUGAGCCUCAGGUCCCAAUCCUCGUUGUUGAUGUUUCUGAAAACUUAGAUGCAGAAUGGCUAUUUGCUGAUUCGAAGUUAUAUCAAGCUGAUAGUCGAAGUAAAGAUUUAAAUAUAUCGAGCGAGGGCAAGUUUCCGCGUUUAUGA
This is a messenger RNA of Plasmopara halstedii, 2397 nucleotides long. RefSeq lists its product as uncharacterized. The transcript has a single exon. Bases 1 to 2397 code for a protein of 798 amino acids. NCBI's taxonomy places the organism in Eukaryota, Oomycota, Peronosporomycetes, Peronosporales, Peronosporaceae. The record is from RefSeq and is a predicted model, not a curated record.